AUUAGGGAAUCUGUUUCAUCACGGGGAAGUGGAGGACCUGCACGACCCAAAAGAUCGGAUUCGGAGUCGUCUCUUCGGCAAACUCAUCCUUCAGCUGUUCCAACUCGAGCCCUCUCAGCAACACGGGCAUUAUGCUUCUGCUGCCAACCUUUUCAGGUGCGGCGACUGCCGGCGCCUGCUGACGCUGGAGUCUGCGUCGCGGGUGGAGUGCCAGCCGGGGAAGUUCCACUUCGACGGGAGGGGAGAGGCGCGGUACGAGCACGGGAGGGACCCGCACUGGGAGAUCAACGCGUUCGUGAAGCACCUGAAGGCGAGCGUCCACUCGUGGAGGCUGGUCUAUUGGUUCCUCUGGGG
Molecule: messenger RNA, 354 nt
Organism: Darwinula stevensoni
Lineage: Eukaryota; Metazoa; Arthropoda; Ostracoda; Podocopida; Darwinulidae
Source: the annotation of a GenBank genome assembly